Cyanistes caeruleus (blue tit) is the source of this 3715-nucleotide messenger RNA. It is a transcript of the gene EIF1B, whose product is annotated as eukaryotic translation initiation factor 1B. The record is from RefSeq and is a predicted model, not a curated record. Gene Ontology annotation, biological process: translational initiation. Gene Ontology annotation, molecular function: translation initiation factor activity. Lineage: Eukaryota; Metazoa; Chordata; Aves; Passeriformes; Paridae.
CCGUUGGCGGUGCCGUGGGGCGGUGCGGCCAAGGGGCGGGGGGUCCCUCCCUCCCUCCACAUUUUAUUUCCCUUUGCGCUUCCUCCUCUCUUUAUUCCUUCCUUUUGCUCUCGCUUUGCGUCUCGGGUUCGCUCCCCGCGUCCCUCUGCUUUUGUUACCCCUCCCCUCGCUCCCUCCCGCUCCCCGCCCCCGCGUGGCACUGCGGAGCCGGAGACGUGACCCGAGCGGACUCGCUUCCCCGCAGCUCCAGCCUCUCGCCGCAGAGUCGCAUGUCCUCGAUCCAGAACCUCCAAUCCUUCGACCCCUUUGCUGAUGCAACAAAGGGCGACGACUUACUCCCGGCGGGGACUGAGGAUUACAUUCAUAUAAGGAUCCAGCAACGAAACGGAAGAAAGACACUAACAACUGUUCAGGGCAUUGCAGAUGAUUAUGACAAGAAGAAACUUGUGAAAGCUUUCAAAAAGAAAUUCGCUUGUAAUGGUACUGUGAUUGAACAUCCUGAGUACGGUGAAGUUAUCCAGCUGCAAGGUGACCAGAGGAAAAACAUUUGCCAAUUCCUCUUGGAGAUUGGCAUUGUCAAGGAAGAACAACUGAAAGUUCAUGGUUUCUAACCUGUACUCUUAUGAAGAAUCCUGCAGUAUUGGUCUUGCCUAUCCUGGCUCUUCAGUGAAGAAUGAGUCUUUGCAGUGAAUGGACUUCCCUGCUACCUGAACAUUUACAAUUUGAUUUGCAUGACUGCAUGAAACAGGUGGUGUGUAGGCUAGAGACACAUAAGAAAACUUCAGUAAGAUGAUUUUUGAGUUCAGAAAUGAACCCUUAAGGCACUAGCAACAAUUAGGGGAGCAUUAUAUGACGAUUCCUUUCUCCGCCUGGUCUAGACAAUUCCACUUGUAAAAUUCCAGUCACUCAAUCUCCACAAAUUCUGCCUGAUGUUACAGAUCUUAUCUGUUCCAGAGAAAGGAUGCUCCAGAAGAUUGUAUACAGUUAAGGUGCAAUACGUUCAGGAGGAGGAAAUGCCUCAUGCAAAGCUCAAAAUACCCACAUACCAAAUGGAAAUCCAAAAAUAAAUCUUAUGCAAGUCUUGCAGAUGAGCAGAAUAAAGUCAUUCUACUGCAAGUUUACCUAGUCCUGAUUCUUAACUACUAAAGUAAUCAGUCUUUUGGGGGUACAUAGAAAUUAGUGAUUAUCUUUUUAUCACAUGGCAGAAAAACUGAUGCUCUUAUUUAAAGCUUGUUCUCCUGCCCAAGAGGAAAAGCAAGCAGUACCUUCUAUUUUGCUGGUAUUAUACAAGUACUUCUAGUGGGCUUUGAAUUGAAGAUUAAUGACUAGCAGGUCUCAUGUUACUGAGUCAGUCUUCAUUUCAUAUGGCAUCCCAUUAACUUUUACUACCUAAGCUUGAGUCAUUUCUCCAUAGUCAUUCUGCUUGGAAUAAGUAAGAAAAAUAUUUGUUUUUCUUCCUCCUCAUUUAAAAAUCCUUUAUAAUAAGAAGAACCUCGCAAUUCAUGGGUGCCUUGGGUGAAGAUGCUUAUGUUUUGACCUUUGAAAGGCAAAAGUAUAGGGAGAUGGAGUAAGACGUAACACAUUUGAAGUUUUUAAUCUUUCUAGAAGGAAAGCAGAAAUUUUUGACCAUGAGUGUUUUAAACUAAAACAGUGUUUCUAAGAUUGUAAUUAGCUUUGUUACAAGCCCAAAUCUUUUUGUAUGUUGUAGAUGAAAGGCUUCAAGAAUAUCAUGUUUUGUCAUCUUAUUCUGAAACUUCUUUGUCAAAGCUAAACUUCCUUGGAAUACAUAUCUAUGUUUUAAAAAUGCUGAAAAUGAAGGCUUUGGAAAAUAACUGUUUAAAGUGCUGCCACAGAAAUCUGUUUUCAGAAUGAAGGCAGGUUUCAAUCUUUUUAUCUAUUCCAAAAUACGUUAAAAAAUGUUGAAGGAUGUGGCCCAUAAUUGUCAAGGCAGUAAAAAGGAGCUUAUAAUAGAAACUCUUUUGAAGUCCACUAGUAGGACUUGAGGCUGGCCAGGCUCAGACUGCAAAAAAUGGUGUUUUUUUGGUGGACUGUUGUGAAGUCUGGGUCCUUCAGACCUACCAAUCAAGAUUUCCUUCUUAGUGAUACUUAGGCUUAAUCUCAAGGUGUUAUUGGAUGUAGAAACUUGUUUUGAAUUCACAGCCUUGUGCAUAGUUUUAUUAGACUGUUCUAGCUGACUCUGAGCUGAUACCUUGGAGUAAGGUGUUGCAUAAAUAAAUUCACUAAAUUGUCUGUUCUGAGUCUACAUCUACUUAAUGCAGCUAGGAGCAAUGCAACCCUCGCUUCCCAAAUGCUUCUGGCAGUUCUUGUUUGUAGAAUAUGAGAUUUAAUAAUUUAAGUCUGUAAGAUGCCUACUUCUUACUGUCUGAGCUAUCAGGCCCUUGACUGUCACCCAUGGUCUGCUAAAUCUGACUCUGUGUCUCAGAGAUGAGCAUGAGGAGCACGAUUAUGGCCAGAUAAUUCUCGAGUGGUGUAACCUCUGAAAAGGAGUGCCUGGGCUGUGUGUGCAUGCUAAUCAUUGCUUCGGUGGCUUUGCUUGAACCUUUAUUCCUGAACUCCAUUUUUGCACAGCCAAAAUGAAUAAGAUUUUGUUUUGGAGAGCUUCUCUGGAGGGGAAGGAGGGAACUAGUAAAUAGUCUUAGGAAAUAAGUUUAUAUCUGAAGUUUGUUUCCAUUAACUUAGAUCCCUGGACUGAAGACCUCCGUAACAUCAUUGUUUCUCUCUGUAUCUUUAAAAAUCUUAGUUAGAUAUCUUGAAAGUUUGGCAUUUAAGGCUCUAUGUACAUCCAAAGCCGUUAUAAAACUGUAAAAUACUAAGUCAUUGAACUUAAGUUUCAAAUAUUUGAAAUACAAUUAGACAGAACUCCUCAUUUUUUUCCUAUACUGCCAUCCUGCUUAUAGUUGGUACAUCUUCAGUUGCCCUGAAGAUGCAUGUGUUAUUUACAGUCAGGCAGUAAUCAGAUAUCCCCUGCUGUAAUGCCAUACCCUGUUUGUAGGCUUUUUUAAUUUUAUCUGAUGUGCUGCACUCUUACAGGCUGUAGUACUCUAAUUUUGCAGUAUAGGCCAGAUGUACCUUGAGUUCCAGUCAGAAAUUAAUUCCUUAAUCCUUCUGCAAGGCUCUAGUGUAUGGAAUCUAUGUGUUACAUCUUUAAGUGGCUGAAUAUUUCCUCACACUCUGUAAAUAUGUGUACAGGAUUGAUAUUUAAGCUGUUAAAACAGGAGGGAGGUGUUUUUUACAGCUCACCCUAAGACGCUGUAGGAGUUACUGUCCCUUGUAUCUGUUCAGUGUUGAUCAGUAUCACUGAGCAUUCUUUUAACUAAUGUGCUGCUGACACUGGGGAGUUGGAAAUUGGAAGGGCUUAGAGGGUUUUGUGUAUUUAAGUACCUAUGACUUUCUACAUCCAUACUCAGUCAGGAAUCUGUCCCCUGGGCAUGGCAACAUGAAGGUUGUUUUCCAGUUGCCAGAUUAAAAGCUCUUGAGAUCAUUAAGGGAAAAAUGGCAUAGCUGUUUCAUGUUUGCUGUAUAGAUGUUUCAUGCCUACUGUUUCCCAUUUAGAUUAAAAAUACAAAAAUAAUCUCAAAAGAGGAUUUGUACUUGGCUUGCCUUUUUUAAAUUUGCUACGUGCCUGUCAUUGAUCUCUUAAUGAACAACCUGUAUUGAAGUAUUGCUACAAAGCUGAGACAAAAAAAGUCUUUUA